AUGUCGGAGCUGCUGUGGGCGAUGAUCUGCAACCCGGGCCAGCUGAUCGACGACCUCAGCCGAAAAUCGUGGAAGCUCGAGAACAUCUUCUACCAAGUCGCCACCGACGCCGCCGGGUACAAGCGAGCCGCCCUCGAACAUCCUGUCUUCUACGGCAAGGAAAUCCCAUUCUCACAAGAAGGCUUCGACGUGAAACCCGAAGACUUUAUGCGUGAAGUCUAUGAAGAACUUCGAGGUGCGAUGAGCGCCAAGCUCCUCAUCGCCCUCAUCCCAUCUAACGGCUCAGAAUACGUCGACGCCGUCGGGGAGAUCGUCACCUCGUGGGGUGAAAUCUUUGAAUCGCAGGGUAUGGAGCAGUACGCACAAUCGGUCGACCGACUCGUCCAGCAGCUGCGAACGCAGGAUGCGAUGCGUGGAGGAGUUGUCGGCAUCACCUGCCGCAGCCUUCGAGCUCUAAUGCCGCGGAUCGUCCCUGACGAAGUCGUCGCCCGCGUCGCCGACAUGGUCAUCGCCGCCCGAAAGAUGGCGAUGGAUGACUGGUCCGGCCCCACCUACUGGCAGCCGGCCGACUACGAGGAGGUUGAGACCGCUGUCGAGAUAGAUUCGGAAUCCGACGACGACUGCGAGGAGUUCGAAGAGGUAAAUCGGCGCGAGAUGCUGCGCAAUGUCUCUGCAAAACUGAAGGGCUUGCUUGAUGAUACACUGGCUCAAUGGGAAUUCGAACAGAAGACGCUCAAUUCUGACGUCAUCAUUGAGCAGGUCAUGCUCAGCAUCAAGGACGAUAGAGAGAUCGGCCCGAUUGAUUGGUACAGACUCCAAAAGGGGCUGAGAGCUGAAAUUGCUAAUGUCCAGCAGGAGAAGCUCAACGUUGACAAGCAGACCAAAGAUUCUGGUGACGUCAUGGACCAGGUCAAGCCGGCCGAGGAAGAAAAAGAGCGCAAGCCAGAAGUCGAGACAGCCGUCGAGUUCGAUUCGGAUUCGGACGACGACUCCGAGGAGCAGGAGGUGGCGGAUCGGCGCGAGAUGCUGCACAACGUCUUCGCGAAAUUGAAGGACAGGCUAUACGUUGCCCUCGCGCAAUGGGAAUUCGAGGGAAAGGCAAUGAAUUCUAACCGCAUCAUCGAGGAGGUCAUGCUCAUCGUCAAGGAUGAUGGCGAGAUCGACGCAAUCGAUAGGUACAUCUUCAAAAGCAGGCUGCGGACCGAAAUUGCUGCCGUAGAGCGGGAGAGGCAACGCGUUGCGGAGGAAUUCGAAUACGAGAUCACGGAGCCGAUCAAGGUGGGCGGUGUCGAAUCUACCGAGCUUCCCUGCAACAUCACCGACGAGGUCAUCGCCGACGUCAACAACGUCCAGGCCGAACCCGCAGUCGUCAAGGAACUCGAGGCCAUCGAGCUGCCCAUCGACAUCGGCGAGCAGCUCGUGCUCAUGGCCGACAAAGAGGUCGAGGUUGUGAAGCAGCUCAUGCUCAACAGCGAGAACCCGAUUGAAGAGCCGGAAGUCACCGAAAAAGUCAAUUUUGUGCCCAUCAAACCCCGCGGCCUCUUUGAUCAGCUACAAGAAGAGAUGAAGCGCGAGGUGCUAAACUUGCUGCCAAAGUUCCAGCCCCGCGAAGAGGAGCAACAAGCUCCAAAACGUCCCGGCCUUUUGGAGAUGGUGCGCGAGGAGAUGCGGAAGGCGUUCUGGGGUGAGGGAGACGAGCUGGUAGAUGAUCAGGAGGAAGAGGAAGAGGACGAGGAGGAUUUGAGCUAUGAUGAGGAGGACGAGGAAGAGCAGGAAGAUGAGGAGGAGGGCGAGUUCGGCGAUGAUGAGGACGAUGUGGAGAUGCCGGCUGAACUUGACGGUGAUGAGGAAGAGGAGGAAGAGGAGGAGGACAGCUCGGAAUCUGAGGACUCAGAAUUGGACGUGACCCAGGACUCGUUUGAGGCGGCGCUGCAGGUGGAGCUUGCAAUCCUGGAUUCGACCGACAUCGACCUGAUCAGCUCAGCCUCCGAGAAGGAGGUCGAGCCGCAGGGCGAAGUAGAGCCCGACUUCGUGAUGGUCAACCCAGAAGCCGAGCACGAGGUCCGGGUGCCGUUCAGCGUGCAAGAGGCUGAAGCUGCUCUCCAGGAGUAUGUGCGUCAGCUGAAGGAGCAGAAUUCGCUCCUCGAAGCGCGCUACAAUCAAGAGGAGCCCGAGCUCGAGAUCAGCGAGAGCAGCGCCGAUUCCGACCUGGAGGCCGAUUUUGCCGAUAUUGAGCGGCAAAUGGUCGAGAUCGAGCUGGAGCAGCAGAAGCUUGACGAGUUGGAGGCAAAGUUGCAGCGCUGCUUCACGAUUCCGGAUUGGACGGACGACUCGUUCGAGUCGGAGGAGUUUGAGGUCAAGUCGACGAUCACGGCCAUCGAGGGGACGUUCGAUGAAGAGGACGACAUCCCCGAGCUGGUCGACGCCGACUGGACCCCAGAAGUGGCCGACGUCGGCGAGGAGGGCUGGCGCGAGCGGAUCAGCGAGGCGAUCCGGGUGGCGAUGCGCUACAAGCUGGCGAUGGCGGCCAGGCCCCAGAUUCCGGGAAUUCCGCUGGCCAUCCCCGCCGAAGCUAUCGUCGAUUUUGAACAUUACGCCGUAGAUUUGGAGGCUCGACUGUUCAUGGAAGCCGACAACGAGUCCGACUACCUGGCACGCAUCGGCGGCAAGGCCUACUUCCUCGCCGAGGGCAUCGACACGGAGGCCGACCGGAUCCGCGAGCUCUACAACCUGCCCGAUCCGGUCUUCUGGAGAAAGGCAAAGGCCGCCCAGGAGUUGGAGGACGCCCGGUUGAGCUACGGCUACGAAAGCUCCGAGGUCAGCACCUCUGACGACAGCGAUUCCGAUGACAGCGAUUCUGAUGACAGCUAUUCCGAUGACAGCGAUUCUGACGACAGCGAGGCGUCGAGUUGCGGUGAGCACGACAAGGACCAAGAAGUUGAGGCACAACAAGCCCAAACCGCUCAAGGGCUCGAGGGCUUCGACCCGGACUGGGCCCACACUUUUUUUUGCGCCAUGAUGUUCCUCUUCAUCUUUGGCUCGCUGUUGUUCAUCGAGUGGACACGCCAGCGGGGCACGGCCUAC
Molecule: messenger RNA, 3084 nt
Organism: Mesorhabditis spiculigera
Lineage: Eukaryota; Metazoa; Nematoda; Chromadorea; Rhabditida; Rhabditidae
Source: the annotation of a GenBank genome assembly